Molecule: messenger RNA, 630 nt
Organism: Closterium sp. Naga37s-1
Lineage: Eukaryota; Viridiplantae; Streptophyta; Zygnematophyceae; Desmidiales; Closteriaceae
Source: the annotation of a GenBank genome assembly
AUGUCGUCCGGAGCCAUCGCGACGGACGCAUCGGCGAAUGGCGCGGCGCAGUCGCCGCCGCCGCAGAGCAACGGCAACACGGCGAUGACGUACGCGUCGGUGAUCUCGCUGCACCAGCUCAACAUCGCCGUGAUCGCCGUUCUCGUCCUCCUCGUGCUGCUCGUGCUCGUCCUCUCCAUCGCCAAGGCGCGCUCCACGUGGCUCCACCGCCGCGCCGUCUUGCGUCAGCAGGCGGAAAGCGCGCAGAACCUUCGGCCGGUCGGGCAGCGCGGUCUGCUGGUCGACGACCGGCCGGGGAACGGUAUUCCCGAGGAGCUAAUAAAGCUGCUAGGGCAAGUGGUGGCGUUCGAGGCGGCGAAGGUUGGCGGGGAGUGCGAGAGCGAGCGCGAGUGCAUCGUGUGCCUGGGGGAGUAUAACGAGGGCGACAUGGUGCGCGUGCUCGACGCGUGCCACCACAUGUUCCACCAGGUGAGACGCGUGUCAGCACGUGUGGCAUUAGAUCGCCGCCUCAUUCCCCCUCCCCCCUCCUCUCCCCCGUUUCCCCCCUUUCCUUCCCCGUCCUUCCUCCUCGUCCCCCCUCUUCUCCCUCUUCCUCUGUGCCCCGUGCCCGCCAUGCUCCCCCUCGCCUAA